Molecule: messenger RNA, 1457 nt
Organism: Amoebophrya sp. A120
Lineage: Eukaryota; Dinophyceae; Syndiniales; Amoebophryaceae
Source: the annotation of a GenBank genome assembly
AGGCGACACCUCGACUUUGCGUCUAGCCAAAGGCCAGGAUUUUGCGGAUGGGCUUCAGAAGGGUGACAGCGUCGCGGCCCGGUCCACCUUUCGCACCAACGGCGCAAUUUCGUUCCUCUCCGCGACGAGCCAUUUUGUCUUUGUCGGGACGGCGAAUGGGAUGUUGACCAUCUACCGCACGAAGGAGGACAUUUUCGAUCAGGAGCUGCAGCUAUCGAAGCCCUUUCGCACAGAAAUGUUUUCUGCCGCCGGGGGAAUCGUCAGCGUCUUUGUGAACCCGGCCGGAUUUACGUGUUGCGCAAUUACCACGGCCGGGAGUGCGUUUGCGUUCUCGGUGCACGGCGGGGGAACGGUAGCUAUGGUCUUAUGUUGUGCUGUUUUAAUAUCCAACUGGAUUUCAUGUUCCACUGUGCACUGGUGACUGGGAGUUGUAUAUUCGGAUUGCAAAAAUAGACUCAGAUAGAUUGAUUCGCAGAGAAAGAGGAAAUAAAUCGAAACUUCUAGUACCAGCUAAGGAGAUAGUUUGUUUUUAGUCUCAGCUCAACGCAAAAACAGCCCAUGGAGAUUGCGUCCGCGGAAAAGCAAAUCACGUGCGGCUGCUACGUGGAACACGAAACUCAAGGCGGCGGACCGAAAGUCUCCGCGAUUGUUCUAGGUGCGAAGGGUACCAAUCUCUUCCUGUACGACGUUGUGGCCUCGCAGCUGAAACCCCUAUCCGUCGAGAACGAGUCUGGCGAAGAGUUCGAUGCGGCAGUCAACCUCGUUGGUGUUGCGGAAUUACCGACAAGCAGUAGUACCAACGUCACCGCUGGUGGAUCAUUGUCGCCGAUCCUCUUCUGCUUCUUCCUUACCGACAACCAAGACCCCUCGGAGCCAGACCAGACGAGCUGGCAGAUGGCGGGGCAGUUGCUAGCAAAUGAGUCGAAGCUGAAGCUCUCGGGUGGAACAUGCAACGAAAUUUACGUGGAAGGAAGUGAGUUUCUACAACCAGACGGGGCGAAACCAAGCACGUGCUACUUCGAAAGGAUUGCAGGAUGGGAUGCGUUGCUGGUGGGGCACAGUGCGGCAAACGAAACGCAAUUGUUCACGUUCGACGAAGGAAAGGGACAAGUGGUAUGUGGAAAAAUAAAUUGUGAUUUCGUAUAUGUUGAUGUUGAUGCUGAUUCUGAUUGCUUCAAGUGAAACUAACUUGAACUUGUGUUUUUGGCAGCUUCCACACGUGCCCCGCCCCCUGGUCAAAGUGUGCUGGGCCAGCAGGAGGAUGAUCACAACUUCGAACAGUACUCAUCUGUAGUUAUGUCACAAAUCGCAUUUAGUACUAUCACAGGUUUGCCUUCGUCCCCCCGAGGGCCGCAACCUCGGUUCCCCGGACACCGACUCCUUCGUCAAGGGAUUCUCCGUUCUUGCCUCGUACCAAAGCGUCCAGAGCCGCGGCACCGCCCAGGAACCCAUGGAGA